AUGGCGACGUCGCAAAAGCGGAAACGCAAAGAUGAAAAUGACGACGCCAACGAAGAAGAACAAUAUGAUUUAAGCGAUGAACAACUUCGCGAAAUAGUACGUAUGGUUCGAGCUAAUGAUGAUAUUGAAGUACCACCUACAGUGUUUAAUUUAGAUAGUGUUCGCGUGAAUAGACGUUUUAAUAACAAUGAAUAUAUUUAUGAGAUUAACAUAGGUGCAAAUAAUAUGACUACAUUACCCGGUUUUUUAGACAAUUUACGCCGUGUGUUUCAGUAUCUUAUUAAUUUGAUGCGUUAUAAUGCAAAUUCGAAUAAGGAUAAGGCUCGUUUCUACAUCUCUCGAGCUCCGAGAACACCGUUUUCUACAGCUAUUUUAAAUGUCGAAGAUUUUACAACUCAAAUGUUUUUGAAUAUUUUUGAACGACAUAUGCAAAGUAACGCGCAGGAAAUUAUAAAUAAUGGGUGGUCUAGUGUUGUGAGUGUUUAUAUUUUUCCUAAUGAUUAUGUGCCAACAAAUGUGAAACGAAAGAAAACUAAUCAGCGUCUGUAUAAACAUUUGGGGCAAAAUCCAAAAGAGUCUGGAAGCGGUCGAAUUAUUGCACAAAAGCAUGGGCGUGAAGUGAGAAAUGGGGUAUUUCAGGUGGUAUCUGGCACAACAAAACAUUGUUUUGCAUUGGCGUUACUCGUGGGGAAAUCUUUUUUACAAAAGGAUAAAUAUUUUGACAUAUUGGAUAAGAAUAGAAACGCUGACUUGACGAAACUGUAUACAACAGACGAAAUAAAUGAUGUUUACAUAGCAGCGGGGUUACCUGUAGGGUCUGUGCGUGUUGAUCAGUUACAUUUAUUUUAUGAAAAAUAUUUAGCUGUGGAUGCUAUUGAUUUGGUGUUUUUUUCUAAAUCCUUGGAUGACAGUAUUGUUUAUGACUCUCGGUUAGAUGAACACGAGUAUUUAUGUCGAUUAACUAAUAAGAUAGUUUUUUUGUGGUUAAACGACGGUCAUUAUGAUUUGAUUCUUUCACCGUAUACUUUUUCGCGGUGUAAUAGUUCACGGUAUUGUUUUGAGUGUAUGCAUUACUUUUUACGUGCUGAAACAAAAUCUUCGCAUGUUUGUAGAACUGUGCAUAGUUGUCAAAGGUGUUACAGUUCAAACAGUGUAUGUAAAAAGGAAGAUAAUUUUGAGAUUGUUUGUUCGGAAUGUAAUGUGUUAUUUUGGAAUCGUGAUUGUUUUCCAAGACAUUUGACAAAACGUAUUUUUAAGAAUUCUUGGGGUUCAUAUGUUUCACCGUGUAUGUAUUUUUUUUUUUUGCCCCACAUGUUAUAAAACCGUUCUGAGAAUGACUAAAAUUACAAGUAAAAAAGCAACAAAACAUCAAUGUGAUAAAUUUUUUUGUUUACAUUGUUGUAAAAUAAAAACAAAAGAGCAUGAAUGUUUUAUGAAAAUAUGUAAAAUACCUAAAAAUCCAAAAUUACCCACAUUAUAUUUUUUGAUUUUGAAACUCGUGUGGAUGAAAAUGGUUAUAUGGUUCCUUUUUAUUGUGUUAUUCAGAAAGUUUGUUCAAAAUGUGAUGAGAUUGGGUUUAUAAAAAAUAAGGAAGGGUUUACCCCACAUACAGAUAAAAUUCAUUGUGAUACGUCUGUGAAAUGUGUACCUUGUUGUGGUUAUAGACAGUAUGUGUUUGAAAAAAACAACGGAGAUAUAGUUCAGGAUUUAGUAGAUUUUAUGUUUGAACAAUAUGAAGAUAGCACGUGGAUAGCACAUAAUGGGGGUCGUUUUGAUACUGUUUUUUUUGUUAAGAGAGUUGUUG
Messenger RNA from Paramuricea clavata, 1804 nucleotides. The record is from the annotation of a GenBank genome assembly. NCBI's taxonomy places the organism in Eukaryota, Metazoa, Cnidaria, Anthozoa, Malacalcyonacea, Plexauridae.